AUGGAGAGUUCUAAGCCAUCGACCCUACUGGGCAAGAGACCCAGAAGCAAGUCUGAGCCUGUGUUAAAGAUAGUCACAGGCACUGCCUCUUCCCAGGGUGUUCCACCAGUGUCCUCGUCUACAAACGGCACACCUCCAGUCAUGUCAGCCAUGCCGAAGCCAGGAACGCUCAAUGGCAUCCCUCCCCCCGCUCUCACCAAAGCGGCAGCAGAGGCAAUUCUUGAAGAUCUGGUUAGCCAAACCACCUUUCCACCCACCGCCAUGCCGGUGGGGAUGAUGACACGAUCUCGUGUCCAGCACCACAAGAAGCGUCUGAACCAAGACUGGGUCUCUCGCUCAAUCGACCCCAAGAAUCCACAGCAGCGCGAGUUGGUGCUCAAGACUGCCGCGAAUUUUAGCGAGCUCCGCAUUGAUGUCAAGUACCGAAUCAUGCACUGGCUGUUCGUGAACGGUGAGACGGACCUCGUUGGGCGUCUGAUGGCGGAUCGCCUUCAAGGGAAUAACCUUGAUUACCCUGCCAUUGCGGACAUCGUCUCAGUGGACAAGGUCAAUGAGCUUUUGCAGUGCAAACUGGUGUUUGAUUACUGCAUGGAGGUAAAAAUGGACUAA
This is a messenger RNA of Hypoxylon fragiforme, 609 nucleotides long. RefSeq lists its product as uncharacterized. Lineage: Eukaryota; Fungi; Ascomycota; Sordariomycetes; Xylariales; Hypoxylaceae. The transcript has 3 exons. The coding region runs from base 1 to 609 and encodes 202 amino acids. The record is from RefSeq and is a predicted model, not a curated record.